UAAAAUGGAGUGAAUUUUACUUCUUUCACUCCACUUACUCUUUUCCUCUGCUGCUGUCAGGUGUGGAACAUUUGAGUCUAAUCAUGAGCAGGAACUACUUGUCCAAAAAUGAUGAGCUCCGCAGAGGAGACUAUCUGGUGUCCAACAACAGGGAGUGGAAGGCUAUCUUCCAGGACGAUGGUAACUUUGUCAUUUAUGGCUGGAAGCCAACGUGGGCUUCAGACACUUCAGGAUCUGAUGUUGUCCGCCUGUGCAUGCAGGCUGACUGCAACCUGGUCAUGUACAACAAGUGCGACAAUCCCAGGUGGCACACAAACUCCGCCAAACCUGAGAGUAACAUGUGCCGUCUUCAUCUGACAGAUGACGGAAACCUGGUGGUGGACAGGGAAUGUGAUGAGAUUUGGACCUCUGCUAACUCCAAAGGCAUGAAAUGAAAUGAGGCUUUCAAAACUGAGUUCUGUUUAAAAUUUGUGAAAGUCAUCUUUGGAUGUCAACUUGAGUUAUCAGUAAACCUCCCUGUAAUGUAAUCUGAGCUCAAAUAAAAGCG
This is a messenger RNA of Thunnus maccoyii (southern bluefin tuna), 547 nucleotides long. RefSeq names its product lectin-like. The record is from RefSeq and is a predicted model, not a curated record. The coding region runs from base 84 to 434 and encodes 116 amino acids. The transcript has 3 exons. NCBI's taxonomy places the organism in Eukaryota, Metazoa, Chordata, Actinopteri, Scombriformes, Scombridae.